AUCUUCACAUUUUUUUCUCGACCAUGGUCAUGAUACCCUCCUUUCUAUCUCGCUCUUGCCGUCGCCAUCGUCCUCAGAGAGGCAACCCGAAGCAACUGAUAGCUUUAUCGUUGUCGGUAGUGCUCUCUUGUGGCGGACGACCCUUUUCUUCUUCUUCGGUACAGGCUCUCAACACGGUCGUCAUUACCGGAACCACUCGCACCGAGGGACCUCCAAGACCCAUUUUGGGUCCUCGCGUCGCUCAGUACAUUCGGCAACGGCUCGAGCACAGAGGUCAUACCGUCACGGCCGUCUUGGAUCCACUCGAACUCAACUUGCCACUAUUGGAAAAACCACACUUUGCCUAUGCCCCCAGUCAAGUUCCGCCUCAACUCGAAGAAAUCGCCACACUGCUCGAACAAGCCGAUGCCUACGUGACCAUUACACCCGAAUUCAAUCAUGCCCCAUCCCCCGGGCUUGUCAAUAUUUUGAAUCAUUUUGGAAGCUCCAAAUUCUCCUUCAAGCCCUCCGCCAUUGUCACCUAUUCGGCCGGACAAUGGGGUGGGACGCGAGCGGCACAAGGACUCCGACCCAUUUUGUCCGAACUGGGAUGUUUGCCCGUGUCCGCCAUGAUUCAUAUUCCAAAUGUACACCAAGUCCUGGACACCGAUGGAACUGUACUCGAAUCAUCGUCCCAAAAUCAAAACGAAAAAUGGGAUUCCUACUCGGAUCGGUGUUUUUCGCAACUGGAAUGGUGGGCCCAAGCAGCCAGCAAUCAGCGGCAAUUGGUGGAUCCAUUCCAAGUGUCUCCGGCAUUUCUGCAAAAUCCUUCCCAACGGAAUGCUCCGUAGUAACGAAGACGCAUUUACCGUACGUAAUGUAAUUGCUAGAUACGGUAGUAGGUUGAUACAUCGGGUACGAAAACAGAUCGAAAGCUGGUCGACAAUGACUUUUCGUGUGUAUA
Seminavis robusta is the source of this 943-nucleotide messenger RNA. NCBI's taxonomy places the organism in Eukaryota, Bacillariophyta, Bacillariophyceae, Naviculales, Naviculaceae. The record is from the annotation of a GenBank genome assembly.